This is a messenger RNA of Cynocephalus volans (Philippine flying lemur), 1174 nucleotides long. It is a transcript of the gene PCBD2, whose product is annotated as pterin-4 alpha-carbinolamine dehydratase 2. Gene Ontology annotation, biological process: tetrahydrobiopterin biosynthetic process. NCBI's taxonomy places the organism in Eukaryota, Metazoa, Chordata, Mammalia, Dermoptera, Cynocephalidae. The coding region runs from base 627 to 1019 and encodes 130 amino acids. Gene Ontology annotation, molecular function: 4-alpha-hydroxytetrahydrobiopterin dehydratase activity. The transcript has 4 exons. The record is from RefSeq and is a predicted model, not a curated record.
ACGGGCGGUCGAUGUAAACAACUACUGUUCACUGUCCCCUGCGAGUACGGAACGACAGUCGGGGGGUGCCCAAACACCCGCGACUCAUCUCCCUUGCCCCUGCCGCAACAUCCUCCCGCCGGCGCGGACUGUGCGCCCCGCCGUCCAGGAGGGAGCCCAGCACGGUCGGAUCGACCGCGAGUGCGAGCGCAGCCGAGGCCUGAGGCGAGGGCAGGGGCCCGACCUCCGAAGAGCAGGAGCGGAGGGCAAGCCGAGCGCCCCUCCAGCCGGCCCACCUCCCCGGCGCAGACGGGACGAGCCGGCACCGGAGCGGCGACCACGCGGACGGAGCGCGGAGGCGGGAUCUGAGGGCAAGAGCGGCUGAGGGGCCUGCCGCGCCGCGUCCCACGGCAGCCAAUAGAGCCGGCGGCCGCUGAAGCGCUGAGCGCCCUCGGGACCUGGGCCGCGCCUGGGCCUGCGCGGCAGGGCCGGCUGUGCGGAGAGAGCCGGCCUGCGGCCGGGCGCUGCUCGCACGGCCCGCAGCUCUGGGCCGGCCCCGGGGAGAAGCGGCCGGGGCAGCGGUAGCCGAGCGGGGCGGGCGCGGACGGCGGGCAGGCAGCGCGCAGGGCAGCCCUCGGCGGGCGGCCAUGACGGCGGCGCUCGGGGCGCGGGGGGCGACGCGGCGCUUGUUGGCGGCGCUGCGAGGUCGAAACCUGAGCCUCGUGGCCAUGUCAACAGAUAUUCACUGGUUGACAGCAGAGGAGAGGAACCAAGUUAUACUUGACCUUAAAGCAGCAGGAUGGUCGGAGUUAAGUGAGAGAGAUGCCAUCUACAAAGAGUUCUCCUUCAAAAAUUUUAAUCAGGCAUUUGGCUUUAUGUCCCGAAUUGCUUUACAAGCAGAGAAGAUGAAUCAUCACCCAGAAUGGUUCAAUGUGUACAACAAGGUCCAGAUAACUCUCACCUCCCAUGACUGUGGUGGACUAACCAAAAGAGAUGUGAAAUUGGCCAAGUUUAUUGACAAAGCAGCUGCUUCUGUGUGAUUUCUUCCAAAAGGCAUAUAAGAUCCUAUGCACGUCUUAGCCAAAAUGUAUUUUUAAGGCAAUUUAUAUGAACAAAUUAAGUUGUAAAUUUAGUUCACCUUUACAAACUGCAUUUUGUAAAAUCAGUGCUUAAAUACAAAAUGACUUGAACUUGA